UAUCAACCUGCCAAUGAGAAUGAAGGGAAGGUUGGUCUGGGCUAAUUACGCCCCGCCCCGGCAGCUGGCUGCGCUGCCUCCCGUCGGUGGAGGAAGAAAAGAAUUGUUCUUGCAGACAAAGUUUGUUUUGGGAAUUCAUCCUAAUGCACUGGCGUAUUCCAUGACUACAUUAGGUGCUGGAAUGAUGAACGGUAUCUUUAACUUCUACUAUGUUAAGCUUUUCCUAAACCAACACAAGAUUUCAGAAGCAGCGUUUCAUCAAGCACAGGUUGUAUUUAUGAUAUGGAAUGCCAUUAAUGAUCCUCUUUUUGGGUAUAUGCAAGAUAACUCCACAUUCACAUGCUGCUCAAGACACAUCUCAAUCUUAUAUGGAGCUCCUUUAUACGCAUUAGCCUUUUUGCUUCCUUGGUUUCCUUGGAAACAUUAUGAAGAAGGGGACUGGCAAAGUGGUCUUCACUUCAUCAUUGCGUCAUGUUCUUUUGAUGGUUUGCUGACAUUUGUGCUUCGAGCGCAGUGUGCGCUCUUUGCAGAGAUUUCAACACGACAUGAAAGUAGGCUUCAGCUUAUUGAAUACAUCCAAGUAGCAACAUUACUUGGCUCAACAAGCAUUCUCUUUUGUGGUCUCAUAUCAAAUAAGAUUGAAAAUUUUGCCUGUUUUCAGGCUUUCGCUGUUUUGGUCGCAGCAUUAGCAACACCCUGUAUGUGUUACACAGGCAAAUACAGUACUAGGCAGUAUGAGCAGCGAGAAAUCUGUAUGGAGAAUGCUAAUCUGGAAAAUGGUGAUGGAACUCUCUCCUGGUCCUCAGUAAUUUCAUUGACCAAACAGAUAAUGACAGAAAUGAACUUUUUCCAAGUCUUCCACGUAGCCUUCUGCAACAAUUUUAUGGUGAUCUUUGCAGAUAAUCUUAUUCCUAAGGACGUCCUCUCUUCCUCAUUAAGAAGCAUCAUGUAUGGAGCAGGCUUUAUUUGUCCUCAGUGCCUUGUUCUUCUCAGUCGUGCUUCACUGAAGAAGUUUGGUUAUUACAGAAUCAUCAUGUUUUCCUUCUACUUUGAAGGAGUAGCUGCUGCUGUCAUGUUUAUUCUAGGGUCAGAACACUGUUAUCUGUUGGCAUUUUACCUCAUGACAAACAUGGUAAUUGUGCAAGCUUCAUUUAGUUUGUUCAAUUUGCCUUUGGCAGAUACUGUUGAUGCAGAUUUAAUAAAGCACAAGUGGAGAUCACCACUUUCCUCUAUGGUUUUUGACACCAAUGCUUUAUUUAUGAAGCCUGCCCAAUCUUUGGCUCCAAUGCUUGUGGUUACAAUACUAAAUCAAUUUGGAUAUGAGAACCUGAAUAAUGAAGUUGCUCAACCUGAUCCAAGCUUGUUUUUAGGUCUUCAUGAUGCCAUGUUCUAUUUGAUCUGUCUGGUUCCACUCUGCAUUGCAGUCAUCCAGAUCCUGGCGUGGGCUCCCUUUUCAAUCCAGAAUAGUCAUGUAACAGCUGUACACUAAAUUUGUAACAGUUGGUCAGUAAAUCAGACAGUAUGUUCUGAAUGUAAAAAAGCAAAAUUGCAUUAAAUGGACUAUUAGACCAAACACAGUUUGAGCCAUUUCAGUGAAGAUGCAUUCUUCAGCCUAUGAAGACUGUAACACAGAUCACAUUAAGCCUUACUGCUGAGCCUGCACAGAGAUUUUUCUAGUUCAGUUGUUUUUCUUUAAUGGGAUUUAUCCUUCAUUACUAGGUAAAGCCGUUUCUGGUAUAUACUGGUCACUGUUAACUCCUUUGAAGAAUGGAUAUCAGUUAAAGGAAUCCCAUCUCAGCACCUGGAAUUCAAGGGAACUGCAUUUUCUUCAGCUUCCUCAAAGAUGGCGGGUUAAUUCUGCCAUACUGAUAGAAUGGCAGAUCUCUGAAGUUUAUCUGGAAGAGCCUGGCGGAUACCCUUCAUGGAUGGCAAAGAGAUGAAGAGAAAAAUUUAGAUGGUGUGUAGCUGACGAGUAUCAAGGCAAAUCCGACAACUACCACGGGAAGAGCCAAGAGUAGUUAACUACCCCGUAAAAGUCUGUGUAAGGCUAAAGAAGAAAAAGAUGAAAAUGCUGUUCAGAAAAAGCUCCAUAUAGCUUCACUGGCUUUCCGAGUGUCUCUAGUUGUGGUAGGCAGAUGCAGUUUUCUGGGUUUAAAUGGGAAGAUUAUUUUGAAGGUACCAUAUUGUUAGUACUUCAUACAGAAUGUCAUUGUGGUAAGGAAAACAUUAGUGUGGGGAUAUAGUGGUGUUCAGUUAGCUGGACAACUCUAAGCAUAGGCAUACUGAGUCAAACUCUACCUGCUUAGUAGUGUGGCACUGGCAAACUCACUUGGUGUGCUGACAGUUGAAGUUAAUUAAUUUCUGAUUAAUUAUUGCUAGCAUCUUUUCAGUUACACUUUUAAAUGGAUCCUGUGAUUUUUAUAAAAGUCUAUUUUGACAGAAUUUCAGGAACAUUGAAUCCUCUUUUUUAUUUCACACAGAUUGUAAUGAUAAGUUGCUAUGUUUUUUCCUCCAGUAUAUCCAGCAUGUAAUUUUGUAAUGAUAUAUAGCUAACUAUAAAAUAAUAAUAUAAUUUUUGUUCUUUAUCUUGCCUAGGCAAACAAUUUUAGAAGCACCUUUCUUACAGAGUGCUAGUCACUUGAAAGUACAAGAUGCAUUGUACGUAUCCUGAUUUUGAAGCGCUGAGCCAGCUUAUUUCUAAGGCUUUACAUUUAUUGUGAUAGGCAACUUGAACAGAAAGGAGUGUAAGAGUGCAUUUUGGCAGACACCAGUAUAAUCUAAUGAAGAGGUCUGAGACUGGAAAUACCAGUGUUGAAAAAAAGUAUUUUGUGCCUUUGUUUUUACAUUUGCAGCGUAGAAACAAUGUUUAUCCUUGCCUUUUUUGAAGUGCAAAGUGCUUUCAAGGUGAUGAGUGAAAAAGUGGGAUAGCAUUUUUAAAUAUUUAGAUAUUCCGAAUGAACACUUUGAUAGGAAUAUGAAAAUUUACGUUAAAAUGUAAGAAGGCAGAAGUGUGCUGGCAUUUUAAGUUGCAUUAUCGUUUUUUUGUCUCUGUCUUGUCACAGAUACCAUUAUUCAUUUGCAUUGUACGUGCUAAUAGCAUUAUGUACACAUUUUAGCAUCACUUGUAUUUAUGAAUCUAAAGAAUAUUUACACAAAUACGAGAGCAGAUAGACAUA
Molecule: messenger RNA, 3176 nt
Organism: Pezoporus flaviventris
Lineage: Eukaryota; Metazoa; Chordata; Aves; Psittaciformes; Psittacidae
Product: transmembrane protein 180-like
Source: RefSeq, a predicted model, not a curated record